Molecule: messenger RNA, 486 nt
Organism: Gigantopelta aegis
Lineage: Eukaryota; Metazoa; Mollusca; Gastropoda; Neomphalida; Peltospiridae
Product: BTB and MATH domain-containing protein 38-like
Exons: 2
Coding region: 1-486 (161 amino acids)
Molecular function (GO): protein binding
Source: RefSeq, a predicted model, not a curated record
AUGGCAGACUUAUUCAGUGAACCCAGUGUUAAAAGUGACAUUGUUCUGAUUGUGGAUGACAAGCGUAUGUAUGUCAAUAAAACGAUUCUUUCCCUGGCGUCACCAGUUUUCGAAGCCAUGUUCGAGUCGGACUUCAAGGAAAAACAAGAUGAGGAAAUCCCACUUCCGGGAAAGAAGUACGACGAUUUUCUCGAGUUCUUGCUUUGUUUUUACCCGCAUUCAAUGAAACCGGUCAACUUUGAUAACGUGGAUGCUGUGCUGCCUUUGGCAGAAGAAUACCAAGUUCAGUACAUAAAACGAAAAUCGGACGAGACACUUCUGUACUGUCUGGAGCAAACGUGUUUAAGUGACAAAAAACUGGUACAUAUUCUUUGGUUAGCCGACAAGUAUGCGCUUAGCAAAGCACGUGCGAAAUCUGUCGACAUGGCAGCAUGUCGUUCGUAUGAAAAACUGGCCACGGUUUUUCUACUGGUCUGUUUUAACUGA